This is a messenger RNA of Notothenia coriiceps (black rockcod), 1768 nucleotides long. RefSeq names its product TBC1 domain family member 14-like. Gene Ontology annotation, molecular function: small GTPase binding; GTPase activator activity. Bases 398 to 1768 code for a protein of 456 amino acids. Lineage: Eukaryota; Metazoa; Chordata; Actinopteri; Perciformes; Nototheniidae. The record is from RefSeq and is a predicted model, not a curated record. The transcript is spliced from 6 exons. Gene Ontology annotation, biological process: regulation of GTPase activity.
UUAACGAUACCGGAUAAACUUAUGACAUGUGCUUGUUAUAACACCGGUGAAGCGUGUCCUCUCCUCUAGAGAUGACGUGAGAGCAAAACAUGUCCGUCGCAUUUGAACUUAUUUUUGAUAUAAUUCACUUGAGGAAGCGCUGCUAGAAUCAUCGUCGGUAGAAAGUCCGGGAAGACGUGUUUAUAUUUACCAUCCUCCUUUUCCCCAGAGGUGAAUUUACAUGUUUUUAUAUUAUUAUUUUUUCGACUCUUUUCCUCACACUGGUGCUGUUUGUGUACUCUAAGCUGCGUUGAGGAGGCAUGGGGAUUAGGGCGGUGCAGCAGCAGUAUCACAGCAUCACCAUGGACCGCUUCAGCAGGCGGCUACCUGCCGGACACCUGUAGCAUCAACCGGCAUCAUGGCGAACACGACCACCGGGACCCGGGACCGCAGAGACAGCCGCUGUGGUUUGUCUGGAGAAGCCAUAGUGCAGAAUGGCUGUGUAGUGACGGAGCUGGCUACCUCUGACAUCCACAAUCACACCAACAACCACCACCAUGACCUCAGCUCCACCAUGCACAGUGAAACGGUCGUGCCCACCUACAAGCCAUCCUGCUCCUCCACCCCCAUCUACUACUGCAGCCCCCAAAAAAACUACUCGGACAUGAACCAGGACUGCCACAGCUUGACUUCCCAGGACUCGGGUAUCCCCACUCUGGAGAUCAACCCUCCAGAGCCCAUCAUCCACGCCCACCAACGCACCGGUGACGGAGGCCUCGUCUCUGACUCCAGUUUCUACUCGCCCGCCACUUUAACUUUGGAAGAUUCUACUGAUGGCAACUCCAUCCGCAAAUCCUCCACCUUCCCCCGCAGUGGGUACGACUCCAUCCGCCACCUUAGCCCCGCCCUCAGAUUGUCAACCACCUCGGGGGCGGCCGUCGGAGCUUUAAACCGCAGCGAUGACAUAUCCAGCAUGUCCAGCAUGAGCACCGAGCUGUCCGUCUCCAAUGAAGACAUCUUGGAUUUCACAGUCACCUCCAGCUCCAGCGCCAUCGUUACCUUGGAGACGGACGACAGCAGCGGCAGUCAUUUCACAGACGUGACACUGACGACGUCACCUGGAAACCCCGGAGACCUAUGGAGUCCUGUACGGGGUCCGCAUCAGGAAGAGGAUGGAAGGCUAAAGAAAUUAGGACCUCUAGCAAGCUUAUUCAACAGGAGCCUGUUUGCCAGGAGGGUGAAGGACAAUCGGCCGGUGGAGCAGAAGGAUCCGGGGUGGAAGCUGUUUGGGAAGGUCCCCCUCAGGGAAGGCCCCAUUAAGGACCCCAAGAGAAUACAGAAGGUAGAAAUCUUCUUUUUACAGAUGUUGACUUACUUUGCGGCUUUUGAAGUGUUCUUUGAAGAAAAUCUACCAAAGCUCUUUGCACAUUUCCAGAAAAACAACUUGACCCCUGAUAUUUAUUUAAUCGACUGGAUCUUCACUCUGUACAGUAAGUCCCUGCCGCUGGACCUGGCUUGCCGGGUGUGGGACGUGUUCUGCAGAGACCAUGAGGAGUUCCUGUUCCGCACGGGGCUGGGGCUGCUGCGCCUCUACCAGGACGUCCUCUCCCCCAUGGACUUCAUCCACAUGGCUCAGUUCCUCACCCGCCUCCCCGACCUCAUCCCAGCGGAUCAGCUCUUCCAGCACAUCACUGCCAUCCACAUGACCAGCCGCAACAGGAAGUGGGCGCAGGUCCUGCAGGCGCUACAGAAAGAUCCGGAGCGAUGCAGCCCGGUGCUGAAGCGCUGA